UGUAUGGCUCGAGAGCUGACAGAAGAAGAGAAACGGAGAAUAGCAGCUAACAAAGCAGAAGCUUUGCGUCGAGCGGAGGAAAGGAAAAGAAGAGAGGCGCUUGCUGCUGUCCAAGCGAGCAAAGUCGUCGCACAGAACCACAAGCCUCCAACACCGGCUCGAAUGCCUAAAUCGAACGUACACGUGGAGUUUAGUGUGCUCACAAGUGAUAGGCUGAAGAUCCGCUUUUCUCCCUACCAUGUUGCUGUAUUGGAAGCAAUCAAAUCCAUACCGAAUCGUGCCUACGAUGCAAAAGAUCGCACGUGGAGUAUAGAUAUACGGGAAGCGAAGAAAUGUGAGGAAGCCCUCAAAAAUCUUACGGCAGUUGAUGUUACUAUAGAACAUGUUCCCGAUAAUGUAAUGAAACUUUUGACCGAUACGGAAGGGAAGCAUGUUGUUCCCACUGAUUUAUCCUUGAUUAUGGAUCCAGCCUUGAUCGAGCGGUUGUUUCCAUUUCAAAAAAUUGGAGUCACGUUCGGCAUAGAGAAGAACGGGCGCCUCCUGCUCGCAGAUGAGAUGGGGCUUGGAAAAUCCAUACAGGCAUUAACUUUGGCUCGAUACUACAAGUAA
Cylicostephanus goldi is the source of this 609-nucleotide messenger RNA. NCBI's taxonomy places the organism in Eukaryota, Metazoa, Nematoda, Chromadorea, Rhabditida, Strongylidae. The record is from the annotation of a GenBank genome assembly.